AUGGCGCCGAAUCGCGGCGAAGACGACAUAGAACGUCUGUCAAGGACCACCAAUGAAUAUCCUUCCAGUUCCAUGAUAGAACAUGCACGGCGUCCUUCAGAAGCUUAUGUCAACCUUCAUGCAAACAUUGAAGCCAAAAUCAAGAAUCCUCUGUGGGGUCUUCCACGAGCAAGACUGCUAGCUGAUGUUGAUGACUUUUGCCGAAAAAAAGAACUAGAACAGUACCGUCCCCUCAUUCGCAAGGGCGCUCUUGUUGCACAGGACCCUACUGGUUAUGAGGAUAUCGACGGAGAUGAAAAGCUCAACGACAUAGAGAUACAGGCGCUCAGAGACGAAAUCCUCCACAAGUGGCGGGUCCCUUUUGUUCUGUACUUGACCGUUGCGACAUGUUCCAUCGGCGCCGCCGUACAAGGAUGGGACCAAACAGGCUCCAACGGCGCGAACCUCGAGUUUCCUUAUGCUUUCGAUAUAGGCAGCGAAAGUAUACACGACAAGCUCCUCGUUGGUCUCGUCAACUCUGCCCCUUAUAUCGGAACAGCUCUGUUUGGAUGUUGGCUUUCGGAUCCCCUGAAUUCCCGUUGGGGUCGUCGCGGCACGAUAUUCUUCUCGGCCAACUUUUGCCUCUGGCCUGUCAUUGGAAGCGCUUUCUUCCCCAUCUUUGCCGCGGAAAACUCGCCCGCCCCGAUUCGAGGAGCCUUUGUCAUGAGUUGGCAGAUGUGGACGGCUUUCGGCAUCUUCCUAGGGACAUGUGCGAACGUCGCUGUAACGAAAAUCGGUCACAACGCUUGGAGAUUUCAAUUAGGCUCAGCGUUCAUCCCGGCUGUGCCCUUGAUGUGCUUGAUUUACUUUUGUCCAGAAUCUCCGCGUUGGUACAUGAAGAAGAAUCGUUACCAAGAUGCGAUGAAGUCCCUGUUACGACUACGAAACCACCCAAUUCAGGCCGCCCGCGAUCUAUACUAUAUCCAUGCGCAACUCGAGGUCGAACUGGAUUUCAUUGGCGAGGCACACUAUGCCAAACGUUUUAUCGAACUUUUCACGAUUCCCCGCGUGCGUCGUGCUACUGUAGCCUCAUUCGUCGUCAUGAUUGCCCAGCAGAUGUGUGGGAUCAACAUCAUCGCGUUCUACUCGACCAGUGUGUUCCGAGAUGCAGGCGCCGAUGAUAACCAAGCUCUGCUGGCGUCGAUGGGUUUCGGACUGGUUAAUUUUGUCUUUGCGUGGCCUGCAAUAUGGACGAUAGACACCUUUGGUCGUCGAUCUCUAUUACUCUUCACCUUUCCUCAGAUGGCAUGGACACUACUUGCAGCAGGUCUAUGUACUUUGAUCCCAGGCACAGGUGGAGUGCAUAUGGCUUUGGUUGCUUUAUUCGUCUAUCUUUUCGCGGCCUUUUACUCACCUGGCGAGGGUCCUGUACCUUUUACUUACUCAGCCGAGGUGUUUCCUCUGUCGCAUCGUGAAGUGGGCAUGUCGUGGGCUGUGGCAACGUGCCUUUUCUGGGCGGCGGUGUUGUCUAUUACUUUCCCACUUAUGCUGGCGAGGUUGCAUGCUAUCGGCGCAUUUGGAAUGUAUGCUGGUUUCAACAUUGUCGCCUUGGUUAUGAUCUUCUUGCUGUUACCGGAGACAAAGCAGCGGACACUAGAGGAGCUGGAUUACAUCUUUGCAGUACCCACGCGCGUGUUUAUGAGAUAUCAAGUGACGAAGGUGCUUCCCUGGUGGAUCAGGAGAUGGAUCUUGUUCCAACGAGAAGUAAGACUGGAGCCUCUGUAUCAGUUUGACACAGUUGGCGAACCCGAGGAUAGCCACAGCAGUGACUUUGGCUAUGAGAACGACAAGGCAAAAGUUGAGUUGAAGGAUACAAUUGGACUUACGUCAGGAGUUCAGACGACACGAUGA
Fusarium redolens is the source of this 1890-nucleotide messenger RNA. RefSeq lists its product as uncharacterized. Lineage: Eukaryota; Fungi; Ascomycota; Sordariomycetes; Hypocreales; Nectriaceae. Gene Ontology annotation, cellular component: membrane. The record is from RefSeq and is a predicted model, not a curated record. The transcript has 4 exons. Gene Ontology annotation, biological process: transmembrane transport. Gene Ontology annotation, molecular function: myo-inositol:proton symporter activity. The coding region runs from base 1 to 1890 and encodes 629 amino acids.